Coniophora puteana RWD-64-598 SS2 is the source of this 618-nucleotide messenger RNA. RefSeq lists its product as uncharacterized. Lineage: Eukaryota; Fungi; Basidiomycota; Agaricomycetes; Boletales; Coniophoraceae. The record is from RefSeq and is a predicted model, not a curated record. The transcript has 6 exons. Bases 1 to 618 code for a protein of 205 amino acids.
AUGGCUCUCCAACCUUCUCUUCGUCCCCUCCUUAUCGCUGGCACGUACGACGCGCCUCACACCCUCGACAUCUUCUCGGACUAUGUCUGCCCGUUCAGUGCCAAAUUGUCGAAGGCCAUCAAUGAGGUAGUCAAGCCCUCCCUCGACCAAGGCGGACAGUACCAUGGCAAGGUCAAGGCCAUCUUGCGCCUUCAAGUACAGCCCUGGCAUGCGACCUCGACGUACACGCACGAAGCAGCGUUGGCGGUUGCGCGUGUCUCUCCCGAGCACUUCUGGCCAUUCUCUCUGGCGCUCUUCCAGCAGCAAGAAGACUACUUCGACCAACAGGCAUCCAAUCUGACCCCAAACCAAAUCCGCGAGAAGCUCGCUACUCUAGCAGCCUCGGUCAUCCCCGCCGACAGGGUUCCCGCUUUCAAGCAACAGAUUGCUGUGAAGGGUCCCGGUAACUCAGGUACUGCUGUCACGGAUGAUCUCAAGUACACCGUCAAGUUCUCCAGGCAGAAUGGCGUCCAUGUUUCUCCCAGCGUACUGUGGGAUGGUAUCAUAGAUAACUCGAUCUCAAGCUCGUGGGGAAAGGAGCAGUGGACCAAGUUUUUCUCUGAGAAGGUCGUUGUGUGA